CUGUCACUUGUCAUGACCUUUUACAAUUAAAGAUUUGAAUGUCUGUGUCUUUCAAAAAUGAUACCAUUUCAGAACUGACAUAAGGGAAAGUUUCAUUGUCCUCCAUCCACCAACUAUGUCACCUAUUUUGGUAGAUUUAGGUUUUAUUGACUCUCCAGACAGGUAAUCUGAUAAAAGAGUGAAAUUACAAACAGUGCUAAUAACUCAAAUGAAACAAGAUGCUGGAUAAGAUUGCAACAAGAAAUCAGUGAAAUGCAUGAAAGCAUGCUCAACAUAGUGAAAGCUAUGAGUUUUCUGUUACCAUAAUCGCAUCCACCCUCAUCUCACCCACAGGUGAUGCAGAGUAAUAGCGCACCGUUGAACGCGUGGGAGAGACUCCUAUCUCAUUAUAUUCGACAACUUCAUCCGGUACAAGAGGCAUUUCUUGUUUGAGACUGUAGUUAUUUCAACUUCUUGAGGAGCAGGCAUGGAUACAGCGCGAGCAGCUAGGACGCAUAUUAUCUGGACAUCGAUAGCUUUGGUCUUUAUUUUAAUCGCAUCGUGCUUGGCAUAUGUCUUCAUAUCGAAGGUGCCUGAAUGCCAAAGUAAGAACAUCGUGAAUGUCACUGAAUGUACAGAAAGUAUGUUCAGACAUCAAAUCUCUCAAGAACACUGGCUUCUAAAAGCUCAGAACUACAGUCAGGCAGAUCAUCGUUUGGUCUGGGAGGAUGAGUGGCUGGGAUACAGGGUUGAGAGAGAGCGUAUUCUGGACCAGACCAACAUGUGGAUGGUCAUUCGAGAGAAAGGUGUCUACCUGGUCUACAUACAAGCUAACUUCAUUCUUAGGACAGAGAAGAAUAGCAGCUCUACUGUAGAACUGAAAAUUAUAGUGGAUUUAAGUUAUGACGGGAAGAAGGAGAUGUUUUCAGCCGCACAUGACACUCAGGUGGUGAGUGACAACUCUCCAGAUGCAAAGCUCAACACGUUCCUUCUGAUGAAACUGCAAUCAACAAGCCAGUUAUCAGUGAGAGUUUUUCCAAGUCAUUUGGUGAACUACCAACCCAGACCCUUCUCCACUUUUAUCACUAUCAUAAAAUGGGCAGACAACUGGUAGACUGUUGCAUAUAUUGCAGGAGUGAUUGGCUUUCCAGGUGAAAACCAUAUCCAUAUCCAGUUUUUACAAUGACGGUUGUUCUUAUAUUCUUGUUAGCUUUAAAUGUGACAUUUUGAGUGGACGCGGUCUCAAGAUCAGCUGCUAGAACACCUGAGAUUUUCCAGCUGUUGUACUAGGAAAUGCUCGCUGACAUUAACAAGGAUUGCGUGGGGGGUUGUGAUACUUUCUUGGUGUUUUUUCUUCUUCCUUUCGAAAUAUGAAGAUCGCAUCUCAUGAUCUUCUCAGAAGCAUGACACAUUUUCCUCUCAACAGAUAUAUGAGUUAGGUUUGUUUUGUUUCAGUUUUUUUAUGAGUCAAGACGAAAAAAGGGCAUGAUAUACUGUUUAUGAGCACUGACUUUGAAGAUUCUCAUGUAUUACUUACAUAAAAGAUGUCAUAACUGCCUGCAAAGAUUGUUUUACAAAACAGUAGUAAGCUAAUUUCUGAGUAAGUGGGUAUUUCUUUAGCGAAAUGCAUCUUCCUGUAUAUAUAAUCAUGCAGUAUUUUAAUCAUCGACAGCUGAAUGUAAACACCUCUUAAUACCCUAUCUUUGUCAAACAUCAGUGUUUGAUAUAAAUGCUCACUGUGUCAAAAGCUAAGAAUAUGGAGCUAUAUUUUAUUGUUUAAAUAUGUGCUUCUUUUUUAAGACAAGAAAUCAGCAUUUUUAUUUGUCAAAGUUCUUGAAAUGUAGUGCCAGAUUUUAGCUGUAAGCAGAUUCAUCCAGCCACAGAAGCAAUUAAAUGUUCAUGAAUGUCAUGGAAAUGUUUCUGAUGGUGGUGGUGAAUGGCUAGGGGUGGUAGUGGUGAUGUUUUUUGUUUUUUGUUUUUCACAAAAAAAUACCACUAGUUACACUAAUCCAAUCAGUCAAGCAAGCCGUAUGAAUCUGAACAACAUCAGCUGUUUUAAUGUGACAGUCGAGUGUUUUCUUUUCCAGCGAGUGUGAAAGUUUCUUUUCCAAACCCAGUAUUUUUUUUCUGUCAGGAAAACACCAUUUAUGAUGAUUCAUACUUUUUAUUUUUUUUAUUUUUUUUGUAUUCAGAUGAUCCACACCAGCUGUCCAAAUCUAAAGAAGAUAUUUAAAAUAAGACAGUUAAUUUAAUGCUUUUUAUCUUCUUCUUUUUUUUUUUUGUAUGAAAGUUUUGUACUUUCACAGCUAAGCCCUUAUACAUGUUAUAUCUAAAAAGGUAAUCGUUCACGCUGAGUGAUUUUAAUUGACUACUUUUUUUUUACUGUUCUCAAAUAUGCAAACAAUAUUAUAUUUAUGUCAUUUUAAUAUUUUUAUUUAAACUAAUAAUUAUAAAUAAAGCAAUGUUUUUCCUCUGCAUGCCUCAUAUUCUGUAAGUUAAUUCCUGUAUAUUAACCACAUCAACAAACAUCACACUUCAAUAGAAAAUUGUACAACUAAAAUGGUACAAAAUAUCAGUUGUUUAAUGUACUUGGGUAGAAUGGCAAAUUAAGCCUUAUAAAAAAUAAAAUACCUUAAUAAAAAUGUAUAGACUAUUUAUUCAGAGAGGAAAUAUGGUUUAUGUCUGUCAAAUUAUUAGUGUUGUGUUCCCUGCAGAACCAAAACAGCAUAACCAUGAACCAACAUUACACUGUAGGAGAUUUUUGUGUGACAGCCCUAAUGAGAAUUUACAAAAUAUCUAAUGGUUGUAAUUAGUUUUGUUUCUUUAUUCGUUUUCAGCUAUCAACUAACAUUCCUAGAAUGUUCUGGGAACCAAAAACGUUCAGUUGGGUGAUUCUCAAUGUAACAUCUGGAUGCUGAACAAGGAGGUGUAAGUCCUGAAGUAAAGCGUAUGAGAAGGGCUGAUUUAGUUGAUAUAGGCCUAGAUGUAGGGGUAUGUACUGCCCCUUUGUGGCAGAGACUUUAAAUCUGACGGAAAAAGGUGAGUCAAGUCUGAAGUUACAGGGUUUCAGUUGAGUCAUGUUGUGAAUUUAAUCUUCAAAGCGUUGCUAAUGAAGAAAUUAUGAAUGAAUAAAUCACGUUUUUGUAUCUGCCCUGACUGAGUAAAUAAAUAACCUUACCUUACACAAAGGCACUCAGGUUCGCUUCCAAAGGCAGGGUGAGCUUGGAGACAUGGACCCUAAAAAUAAAGACAAUCACUUUAUUAAAGAAUACAAAAAUUAAAACCAACAUUACCAGGCGCGGCACCUCUACUGUAUAUAAACUGAAUAAAUAAUAAACUGUAAAUGUGUUCAGCAGUCUGCAACAAAUAUUUUUAAGUCAUAAAAUUUAAAGUGUAUAGGAUAUAUUAUAGGAAGUGUCUAUUUACACUAAGUGAAAAGUUGUGAAAAGUCCCAUAGACUGCCAAGUAAAAUACA
This is a messenger RNA of Cyprinus carpio (common carp), 3454 nucleotides long. RefSeq lists its product as uncharacterized. Gene Ontology annotation, molecular function: tumor necrosis factor receptor binding. Gene Ontology annotation, cellular component: membrane. NCBI's taxonomy places the organism in Eukaryota, Metazoa, Chordata, Actinopteri, Cypriniformes, Cyprinidae. Gene Ontology annotation, biological process: immune response. The record is from RefSeq and is a predicted model, not a curated record.